Molecule: messenger RNA, 1214 nt
Organism: Melitaea cinxia (Glanville fritillary)
Lineage: Eukaryota; Metazoa; Arthropoda; Insecta; Lepidoptera; Nymphalidae
Product: aldo-keto reductase AKR2E4-like
Exons: 7
Coding region: 172-1194 (340 amino acids)
Cellular component (GO): cytosol
Molecular function (GO): aldose reductase (NADPH) activity
Source: RefSeq, a predicted model, not a curated record
UCUCUGAAGAUGCGCUUGUCAACUAUCCCCCCUCUACUGUAAAGUUCAUCUUUAAAUUGAUAUAAAGUCAUUGGAAUUAUCGUAAUGUUUUGAUUUAUUUUAUAGACACAUUAACGUAUCGUACUAUCAGUGACUUGUUAGUUUUGGAGUCUGAAAGCGUGUCACCCAAUCAUGACCAAGGUAGUUAUCCCAAAGUUUAAACUCAACAAUGGCCUGGAAAUCCCAGCGUUGGGAUAUGGCACGUGGACGGGGUUGAAUGAAAAGGACGAAUUCAUUUCCGAAGACAUACCUAAACUCGUCGAUGCGAUGUCCUACGCUAUCGACGUGGGUUAUCGACAUAUCGACACCGCGCAUCUCUACAGAGUGGAACCGGAAGUUGGUUACGUCGUAAACAAGAAGAUAAAAGAGGGUGUUAUCAAAAGAGAAGAUAUUUUUGUCACUACUAAGGUGUGGAACGACCACCAUCGACCGGAAGACGUGGAACGCUCCGUCAGAGGAUCCCUGAAAAGAUUAGGUCUUGAUUAUGUGGACCUAGUGCUCAUGCAUUGGCCUAUGUCUGUAUCUAAAGACGGUGUUGAUGAAAAAAUAGACUACUUGGACACGUGGCGUGGGUUCGAAUCUGUGCUGAAGCAAGGUUUGGUCAAGUCGAUAGGUGUUUCAAACUUCAAUGUGGAACAGCUGAUUCGUCUGCUAGCCAACUGUAAUGUUCUUCCCGUUGUAAAUCAAGUUGAAAUAAAUCUAAAUCUUGGCCAGAAAGAGCUGGUGGAUUUCUGCCAGAAGAAUGGUAUCCAGGUGGUAGCGUACACACCGUUUGGUAGGAUGGUGCCCAGUAGGUUCGACCCUAACUACCCAGCGGUCAGACACGACGACCCAGUAAUGUUGGGCCUUGGCAAGAAAUAUGGGAAAACUGUUCAGCAAAUUGCUUUGAGAUAUUUGUACCAGCGUGGUAUUACUAGCAUACCAAAAACUCUAACUAAAACUCGUAUAGUAGAAAACGCUUCUAUAUUCGACUUUGAACUCGACGAGAACGAUGUUGCUACACUACAAAAAUUCGACAACAACUUCCGGACUGUACGUCCUACAUUCUGGCAGAAUAUGACUAAUUAUCCGUUUGAUAAAGUCGAUGUUGCCAUACCAGAAAUACCUGUCAGUUUGAGAAUUUGGAAAAAUGGCGCGAAUUUGGACAUUGAUUAAAAAAAAAACUGUUUUUGUAA